Molecule: messenger RNA, 1034 nt
Organism: Suillus paluster
Lineage: Eukaryota; Fungi; Basidiomycota; Agaricomycetes; Boletales; Suillaceae
Exons: 5
Coding region: 364-999 (211 amino acids)
Source: RefSeq, a predicted model, not a curated record
CUAACAAGGUGACGCGGUGCUAAUAAGCCAUCUCUCACCAUCAGUGUUUACAUUCUGCGUAUGUCUUGUAUGCACUGGUUGUAUUUCUUCUGACCGGCGGCCUACAGCAAAUAUUCUGUCAGUCGAGGUGACAGAUUCAGUGAGGAUACUGCGCUGAUACUUGCUAUUUCCGUCCAAUUAACUGCACUCCUACGUAGGGGUGAGUGAUAUUCUCAACAACAUUAUUGGUUCGAUAUAAUGACUAUAACAGUUGCUAUAGCAUUUACUCUGCGAUAAAUGGGUCAAAUGUGGUCAUAGCUGCCAUGCUGGGCGGUGAGCUAUCCAGCUACAAUACCUCAGUGACAUUGACUUGAUUGAAAUAUCAUGCAAGUCAUCAUGAUUGUUCGGUUACAUGCCAUGUAUCAGGGAUCCAGAAAGAUGCUUAUUUUUCUCAUUGCGAUCUUCCUGGCUGUCAAUAUCAGCUGUGGAGUGAUGUCCGGAAUUGCACUCAAGAAUCUUUCAGGGGAGGAGCUCAUCCUCGAUGGCACCUAUGAGUGCACCUUUUACUACGGGGGAGGCGUCCAAAUUCUGAUCAGAAUGGUUUGGAUACUCAGCACUAUAUGGGAGGUCCUUGUACUGUGUCUUGCAGUCUGGAUUGCUAUGAAACAUUUUCGUGACCUGCGACGACUGGGAUCAUCGACGGGUUCGACCCUCGGGGACUGUUUCACAGUGUUAAUAGAAUCCCACGCGCUUUACUUUGCAAGCUUUGCUGUUGUUGCUUGCCUCCAGCUUGGUUCUCUCUCUCCAAAGAUCACGGCCGAAAAUUCCAUGGGAGCUUUAAUAUAUAGUUCCUUUCUUGAAAUUGUUGAGAUUUUGCAGAUGUUUGUGUUAGGACCGCGCCUCAUCCUUAGCGUUCGAAAAUAUCACGCUAAGCUCGUGGCCAACUCCGACGCAGCAACCGUCAUGACUUCCAUUGCCUUCCAGGAGCGCGAACAUGUGUCAGCUGGCAGUGAUGUGUAGCACGAGAAAAGUUGUCGGGUAUUCUACAGGAGCAG